Entrophospora candida is the source of this 315-nucleotide messenger RNA. The record is from the annotation of a GenBank genome assembly. NCBI's taxonomy places the organism in Eukaryota, Fungi, Glomeromycota, Glomeromycetes, Entrophosporales, Entrophosporaceae.
AUGAGUUCAUUUGUACCGUGCGGGACAGCUGGACAACGAGAUACUUCCUAUAGAAUUCGUGAUGAGAAUAUCAAUGUCACGACGUUUGAUGUUCUUGAUUACAAUAUUACCGGAGAACCCCAAGCAAUGUUAGAAACCAUUAGUUCAAGCUCUGAUAUUUUAAUUAAAGAUCUGGAAUGUACUUCUAAUGAAGAUGUUGAUAUUGUUGCAGUUUCUUCGAUUAAUAAUGAUAAAAAUUCUUCUAUUGAUGACAAUGAAGAUGAAGACCUCAUGCCAUACAUAUAUGAUGAAUGGCAAUUUGACCUUCGGAAGUAG